Molecule: messenger RNA, 2210 nt
Organism: Homalodisca vitripennis (glassy-winged sharpshooter)
Lineage: Eukaryota; Metazoa; Arthropoda; Insecta; Hemiptera; Cicadellidae
Product: angio-associated migratory cell protein-like
Exons: 9
Coding region: 247-1527 (426 amino acids)
Molecular function (GO): protein binding
Source: RefSeq, a predicted model, not a curated record
CAAGCACGUGGUUUCUAUUUUCUGACUAUGAGUCAUGAUCAUAGUCCAGUGUGUAGUUGGUGUUUGUGUUAUUUUGUGAUGUAAUGUAAUGUAAUAAAGCAUACGGUUAACUUGUAGAAUUGAUAAACACUUUCGUUCAAAAGUAAUUCAAACGCGCAUCUUAUUUCAAAAUCUACUCGUAGUUAUCUCUUGUGUUAACCUACUUAUUCCAGCCAAGUUUGGCUGUAUUGGGAAUUCACUUGGAGAAUGGAUGAUAACGAUGGUAAUAUGGGGGAAGACUUAAUGCCAGUUUUGAGUGAUGAUGAAUCAGAAGAGUUGUUUGAGGAAGACGUUGAAGAGAUUAUUGUUUUACCUCAAAAUUUGGAUGGACUUGAACAAAAUGACUCGGAUGACGAUCAAGAUAUACAAGAAGAGAUCGCCUCUCCAAGUUCACCUGUAAAAGAUGACUCUGAAUUCAUAUUUAAAAAACAUACAGGACCAGUAUUUUGUUGUGCCUUGGAUCCCAUUAAUGGAAAUUUGGCUGUGACUGGAGGUGAGGAUGAGAAGGCGUAUGUGUGGGUGACUCAAACCGGGGAGGUUGUCUUUGAAUGUGAAGGCCAUAAAGACAGCGUGACCUUUGUAGCGUUCAGUCACGAUGGCAAGUAUCUGGCUACAGGAGAUAUUUCUGGCUACAUUCAAGUUUGGAAAGUGGCCACCAAAACUCGUAUCAUGGUUCAAGUAGGAUCAGAUUAUGGCGGUGAGUUUUUUCACAACUUUAAAAAUUGGAUGCAGUGGCACCACGGGACGAGGGCACUGUUGUAUGGUCAGUGUAAUGGGGACGUGUUCAUGUGGAAGGUGGGUUCUAGCCAAGAAGAAAAUGAUUCACGAUUCAAGCUGUUUGUCGGAUACAACGUUGGUACAGACUGUGCAGUUGUCAUGCCUGAUGGUCGCCGAAUGGCUGUUGGCUACUCUGAUGGAGGUCUGAAGGUUUUUGACUUGAAGUCAGCUCAGGUGCUGGGCAAUAUGGCUGCUGGGCAGGCUCAUUCUGCCGCCAUCUCCGGUGUAGACACUCACUCAGACAACAACAUCAUUGCCACAGGAGGAGGUGACGGUAAAGUCACACUGUUUAAGACUCAGCCUCUCAAGGUACUUUGGAGUUUUGAUUGUUGUGAAGAGGAUGACGUAAAUGCUUUUGUUGAAGCUAUUGUGUUUAGCAAAGACCCCAACUUGCCUUUACUAGCCGUAGGAACUCUAAUUGGUAAACUGCACAUCUUGGACUUCACCAGACAGGUAGUUAGACACAGGUGCAGACAGGAGGCUGGCAUAUGUCGGGUUGUCUGGGACCGCAACAGUUCCGUGGUGUUUGUGGGAUCCCUGGACGGCAUAAUCCGACUGUAUGAUGCACGAAAUGGCAAACAGCAGUCCCAGCUGCGUGGACACAAAGAAACCAUCCUGGACUUGUUUCUCUCCAAGGAUGGCAACACUUUGAUCAGUGCCAGUGAUGACGCCACUUCCAGAAUAUUUGCAGUCAGCCAGCCCGAGCGGUAGCACAAGAGUACCGCAACCAUCACAGUCCCUCCAUAGGAAUAUUUACACUUUUAUCUGCCUGUGAACAAAUCUUGUUCUUGUUGAGUUUUAUAUAUUUGAUACAGUUAUAUAUAUAUUUUAUAAGUAAGUGUGCGUUUUGGGCACUGACUGAGACUGAUGAGGCACGUUCAGGUGUCUGUCUGGAUACUUUAAUCCAAUUAAAUGUCCAGGAACACUAAUUUUGUAAGACUCACAACUUUGAUUAUGUGUUAUAAAGAGUCAGUUCUAAGUUCUUAUAAUAUGAAUAUGUAAACUCUUUGUAGAUUUUUAGACUUAAUUUUUUCUGUUUUUAGUAAGGUAAGGCACCUACCAAAGCUUACAAUUUGUAUAUGCAUUAUCGUCUAAUACAAAAUUGUAUCAUUUUGCCAUAGCUUACCGAAAACUGAGUUUAUUUAAUCAUCAUAUUACAUUUAUUUCGAUUGUGUAUCUUUUAAAAGUUUUUGUUAUACAAUUGGAAAACAAUAUUCUCAACAAAGAUUUAUUUUCAAUAUGCAAUUUGAAAAUAGUCAAAUUUCAGUGUUCAAUUGCUUUGGUCUGGUAGAAUAUCAAAACUUCUAUGAUUAGUUCCUGUCCGUGAAAAAUGGCUAAUUUUAUACUAUGUAACUAACUUUUGAAUUGAAAUAAAUUUGUUUAUUUGUUUAAAA